GACGCAAUCUGGGAAUCCUACCGCUUUGAGCUGGAGCGUCUCUAUAUCCAUGAACACCACACGUUAGGCCAAGUUAUGGAAUAUAUGGAGUCUAUGUACGGGUUCAAUGAAAAGAAGUCGCAAUACACAAAGUACCUCGACAAAUGGGGACUGCGAAAAAAUCUGUCUCUGACUGAGUCGCAAGGGACGUUCAUCGGCCGGAGAAUCGACAAGAGAAAGAGGGAAUACCAGAAAGAGAGCGAGGUGUAUAUCAACGGAGUUGAAUGGCCCCCGGCUAAGGUUCAGAAGUCACGGUACAACAAGACUUAUGUUUCAACUGUGGAUGGCCUACCCGGGGCUCCUUCCCCAAACACCCCAGAAGGGAUUGUUGUAUGCACACCUGCGACACCGGGCAUGCGACUUAUAUGGAACCCGUCCCUUCCAUGGCUGCAAUUCUCCAAGCUGCUAAAGCAUGGAGGAGACAAUGAUCCUUCGUCACCAUCCUCUACCCUAAACAUGGCGUCGCCGCAAUCACCUGGAGCUUUGGCAAUCAAAAUAAACCCAGAAUUGAUGCAGCGACUAACCGCGAUUGUUCCUUGGAAGACGCUGUCGAAUCCACCCAAUCUCAAUAGCCUUUCCCGAAUAGUGGCCGGACUCAGCAUCCUGAUGCCCGAAGAGUUCCCUGGCCAAAACCGUACCCUCGCCACAAGAUUAUGCAGCACUCUACGAACGACAACGGAGAGCCUUAACCUGGAAUUGUUUUUACUAUCCAAUAACCUCAUUGCUCAUGGCCCAGCUGGCAAAUCCGAACAAAGUAUGAACGACCAUGACAGAAAUGUUAUGAAGUUGUUCAGCAUGUCUGGCUGGAAGAACAGGAAGCAGAUUGACAUCUUACUAGCCACCCAUCAACCGACUGCAGAGGCCAUAGCAGAGAAGCUGUUUGCCAGUGCUCUUCGCCUCCGUGAUCUAGACACCGUGAGCAUGAUGCUAGAGGCUGGGAUGGACCCAGAUAGCCGCGUCGACACAUUUCACAGUGGACCUCUGACGUGCUUACAAAUUGCUGCGAACAUGGGACCUCUCGCAAUCAAGGUCGUCGAGCUCUUCCUAUCUCACGGGGCUGAUAUCGACUUAUCAUAUAACGGCUAUCCUUCCAUUUAUUAUGCAGUUAGUAGAGGGAAUCACGAGGUUUCAAGAUUAUUCCUCUCGCAUAAUGCAAUUGUCACGCCAUCUUGUCUUGCAAUCGCUGCGGUACAGUCUGACGUGAGCCUCUUCAGGCAGGUGCUAGAUCGAGCUACCGACGUGAAUGCACGAAGCGGAUGGCAGGAUCCCAGCGCCUUGGCGCAAGCAGUAUCCUAUCGAAAUCUUACGAUGGUCGAUCUUCUUGCUAGAGGGGCAGAUAUGAAUACAGCGUUGGAAAUUGAUUUUGACCAAGACGUCGGUGUGACCACAGUCCUGGGGCUUGCAGUCCGCACAAAAAGGUUGGAGAUUGUCCAGAGAAUUCUCCAGGCUUGCGUCAAUCCCAACCCCAAUCUCGACGGGCUGCCUUACGUUUCACCUCUUGCUCUAGCCGUUGAGGCCUCUGAUACGAAAAUAACCCAGAUUUUGCUUCAAGCGGGUAUUGACGUUGAGAUUGCAGAGAAGUGUUCCAAACUAUCACUUCUUGAACGUGCUCUAAAGAGGAAGAAUGUGGAAAUCAGCAGACUCCUGAUAGAUUAUGGGGCUAGGUUGCACAUGCCUCAUGCUCAUGAACAGAAGAGCUCCUCAGCUCUCCUCCUUGCCGUCCAGCACGGGUAUUACGACAUUAUCGAUAUGUUAGUUCAAGGUGGGGCACCAUUGAAUGAAUUUCACGGUGAUGCACCAGGAACUGUGCUUGCAGCAGCCAUUGAAAAAGGAGAUGUAAUCCUGAUCCUCAAGCUGGAGUCCGCCGGGGCUACAUUGGUCGGGCCAAAGCUGCGAAAAAUCGGAAACUUGGAAACCGGAACGUUCUUAGAAGCAACGGGAAUGCUGCAAAACAUCCUUGCCGAAUCUGGAGGACCGAUCUUGACACGCGCAAUUUUUGAUGAAGACCGUGAUUUGAUAAAGUGGCUGUUUGCUCAUAAUAUCAAUAUCGACGGACAUUCCACUGAGCCUGGCCCCCGGGAUUCCUCAGGAUUUCCACAGACGCCGUUGCAAGCCGCAAUCCAAACAAGAAACAUUUCCUUCGUGGAGGCGAUGAUUGCGCGUGGCACAAAGGUGAUCGACCGUGACCUUGCUGCGGUGGUGGAUGGUGGUCACAUUAGUCUGCUGCGCCGCCUUCUGACCGGUUUUCGCGGAUUGGCUCCUACUGCGAUUGGAUGUGCGAUUGUAGGUGAGCAGCAAGAAGCCUUACAACUCAUCCUUGAGGCAGGCGCAGACCCAACAGGGCCACCACAACUGUUCUACGGCGGAUGGUAUCAAGACGAUGGCCUUGACUUUGAACCCGAGGACCCGCAAUCGGUUCUUGAAAUAGCGGCACAAAAUAAUGACAGAUCCAGUCUUCGAGCUCUUGUUCAAUCUUGUAUCUGGGACAAACGACAUAUCGGUCGUGCAUUGACAAUCGCAACUGCCUUCCAGCAUACUCGGCUCAUAAAUGAUCUUUUGGAUCUGGCGGUGGAUACAAAUCAAGAGAUCAUCAUCCAUUACCCCGACAGGUUUGAUGAAUAUGAUGAAGAAAUCUCAGGGUGGGAUGAGGUUCUCACCCCUCUACAGGCGGCGGCUAAGAACCAGCUAUUGUCCACAGUUCAAUGGUUGAUUAAAAGCCCGCAUACCAAUAUUGAAUAUCUAGGUGAAGGCGUGGGUCGACGCACGGCUUUACAACAUGCAGUUAACAACGGAAACAUGGACCUGAUCAACUUACUUCUGGAUCAUGGAGCCGAUGUCAACACUGCACCAUCAGAGGAUGGCGGAGCAACCGCAUUGCAGAUUGCUGCCAUUCAAGGCUACCUAGGAAUUGCGCGCAAACUCAUCGACCUAGACGCGGAUGUCAACGCCGCUCCUGCAAGACGCAAUGGCAGAACGGCCUUAGAGGGAGCGGCAGAACACGGUCGAAUCGAUAUGCUUCGACUCUUACUUGAUGAAGGGGCAUUGCUGGUGGGCGAUCACGGUGAACGGCAAUGUCGGCGUGCCGUGGAACUGGCUGAGAAAAAUGGACAUAUAGCUGCCGCGAAACUUUUGAAAUCAUUCAAG
This is a messenger RNA of Aspergillus steynii IBT 23096, 3183 nucleotides long. RefSeq names its product ankyrin. Gene Ontology annotation, molecular function: protein binding. Lineage: Eukaryota; Fungi; Ascomycota; Eurotiomycetes; Eurotiales; Aspergillaceae. The transcript has 4 exons. The record is from RefSeq and is a predicted model, not a curated record. The annotation marks the transcript as partial.